Chelmon rostratus (copperband butterflyfish) is the source of this 2724-nucleotide messenger RNA. RefSeq names its product glutamate receptor 2-like. Gene Ontology annotation, molecular function: transmitter-gated monoatomic ion channel activity involved in regulation of postsynaptic membrane potential; AMPA glutamate receptor activity. The record is from RefSeq and is a predicted model, not a curated record. Gene Ontology annotation, cellular component: plasma membrane; postsynaptic membrane; AMPA glutamate receptor complex. Gene Ontology annotation, biological process: synaptic transmission, glutamatergic; modulation of chemical synaptic transmission; monoatomic ion transport. The coding region runs from base 1 to 2724 and encodes 907 amino acids. The transcript is spliced from 19 exons. NCBI's taxonomy places the organism in Eukaryota, Metazoa, Chordata, Actinopteri, Chaetodontiformes, Chaetodontidae.
AUGCUGUGGCGUCGCGUGAGGAACCUGUAUACAACCAUGAAGCUGCUGCUUGUGGUGACACUUCUAUGGCACAAGGGUUUGUGCGGAUCUCCGAGCGUACAGAUCGGCGGUUUAUUUCCCAGGGGUGCGGAUCAGGAGUACAGUGCAUUCAGAAUUGGCAUGGUCCAGUUUGGGAUGGCAGAUUUCAGACUGACACCACACAUAGAUAACCUGGAGGUGGCCAACAGCUUUGCUGUCACUAACUGCUUUUGUUCCCAGUUCUCUCGAGGUGUCUACGCCAUUUUUGGCUUUUAUGAUAAGAAGUCGGUCAACACCAUCACAUCCUUCUGUGAGACGCUUCAUGUCUCCUUCAUCACACCUUCUUUCCCAGCAGAGGGAAUGAAUCAGUUUGUUCUCCAGAUGAGGCCAGACAUCAAGGGGCCACUGGUUUCAUUAGUGGAGUACUACAAAUGGGAAAAGUUUGCCUAUCUAUACGACAGUGACAGAGGUCUUUCUACUCUUCAGGUAAUACUGGACACUGCAGCAGAGAAAAAAUGGGUUGUCACAGCAAUAAAUGUAGGAAAUCUGAAAGAUGAGAGGAAGGAUGAAGCCUACCGCUCUCUGUUUCAGGACCUGGAGAUCCGUAAGGAGCGACGCAUCAUCCUGGACUGUGAACAAGACAAAGUCAAAGACAUCAUGGAACAGGUGAUCACUAUAGGCAGGCAUGUGAAGGGAUACCACUAUAUCAUCGCUAACUUGGGUUUUGUAGAUGGGGACCUCUCUAAAAUCCAGUAUGGAGGUGCAAAUGUAUCUGGCUUUCAGAUAGUAGAUUUUGAUGAUCCUGUGGUAGCAAAGUUUGACCAACGAUGGGAGGCUCUGGAAGAGAAGGAGUAUCCUGGAGCUGAUACACGGAUCAGAUAUACCUCAGCCCUUACCUACGAUGCUGUCCAUGUGAUGACAGAGGCGUUCCGCUUCCUUCACAAGCAGAGAAUAGACAUGAGUCGUCGUGGCAACAGUGGGGACUGUCUUGCCAAUCCUGCAGUGCCCUGGGCACAGGGUGUGGAGAUUGAACGUGCCCUCAAACAGGUGCGUGUCGAUGGUUUGACAGGUAACAUUCAGUUUGACCAGUACGGUAAGAGAAUCAACUACUCAGUGACAAUCAUGGAACUGAAGAACAAUGGACCUGUAAAGAUUGGCUAUUGGAAUGAGGUGGAUAAGAUGGUGGUGACAAAGUCAGACCUUUACCCCAAUGACACCAUGGGAAUGGAAAACAAGACAGUCAUCGUUACGACAAUACUGGAAGCCCCCUAUGUGAUGCUGAAGAAGAAUGCUGAGCUGUUUCAAGACAAUGACCGUUAUGAAGGUUACUGCGUUGACUUAGCUGCAGAGAUUGCAAAGCACUGUGGUAUACGCUACCAGCUAAGGAUUGUGGGAGAUGGCAAAUAUGGAGCAAGAGAUGCUGAAACCAAGAUCUGGAAUGGUAUGGUUGGAGAGCUGGUGUAUGGGAAAGCAGAUAUAGCCGUUGCUCCCCUGACGAUCACUCUUGUUCGUGAAGAGGUGAUAGAUUUCUCCAAACCCUUCAUGUCUUUGGGAAUCUCCAUCAUGAUCAAAAAGCCACAGAAAUCCAAACCAGGAGUCUUCUCCUUUCUGGACCCACUGGCCUAUGAAAUCUGGAUGUGCAUUGUCUUUGCCUAUAUAGGAGUUAGUGUUGUGCUCUUCCUGGUAUCCAGAUUCAGCCCGUAUGAGUGGACGUUAGAGGAGCCAGAGGAUGGAGCUUUGCCGCUGACAACUGAAUCUACCAAUGAGUUUGGGAUCUUUAACUCCCUUUGGUUCUCUUUAGGUGCUUUCAUGCGACAGGGUUGUGACAUCUCACCAAGGUCUCUGUCAGGUCGUAUAGUUGGGGGGGUGUGGUGGUUUUUCACUCUGAUCAUCAUCUCAUCAUACACUGCCAACCUAGCUGCCUUCCUGACAGUGGAGAGGAUGGUUUCUCCCAUUGAGAGUGCUGAAGACCUGGCUAAACAGACAGAGAUAGCAUAUGGAACCCUGGACUCUGGAUCCACCAAGGAGUUCUUCAGGCGCUCUAAAAUUGCCUUGUUUGACAAAAUGUGGCAAUACAUGAAGUCAGCAGAACCUUCCGUCUUUGUAAAGAAAACAUCGGAGGGUGUCCUGCGUGUCAGGAAGUCCAAAGGGAAAUAUGCCUACCUUCUGGAGUCAACCAUGAAUGAGUACAUCGAACAGAGGAAACCUUGUGACACCAUGAAAGUGGGAGGAAACCUGGACUCCAAAGGCUAUGGCAUCGCAACGCCCAAAGGAUCCCCAUUAAGAAAUGCGGUGAACCUGGCGGUGUUAAAGUUGAACGAGCAGGGGCUGCUGGACAAACUGAAAAACAAGUGGUGGUAUGACAAGGGAGAAUGCGGCAGCGGAGGAGGGGAAAGCAAGGAGAAGACCAGCGCUCUGUCUCUUAGUAACGUAGCAGGAGUCUUCUACAUACUGGUCGGAGGUCUGGGUCUGGCCAUGAUGGUAGCACUGGUGGAGUUCUGCUACAAGAGCCGCGCUGAGGCCAAAAAAAUGAAGGUGGCAGCCAACACUUUGUCGUCCCCCCAGCACACAGGAAACUACACACACACUCUGUCUUCUCCUCAACAUGCCCCCAACUUCAACCUGCUGUCCCCCAGCCACCAGCCAAACUACGCCACCUAUAAAGAGGGCUACAACGUUUACGGCAUUGAGAGCGUCAAGAUCUAA